Molecule: messenger RNA, 1131 nt
Organism: Cantharellus anzutake
Lineage: Eukaryota; Fungi; Basidiomycota; Agaricomycetes; Cantharellales; Hydnaceae
Exons: 1
Coding region: 114-941 (275 amino acids)
Source: RefSeq, a predicted model, not a curated record
CGUGUAAUGAGGUAAGAUACGUUCAUCGAAAUCAAAGUAUUGGGCGCAUGAGGCUCGUGGGUGUUUCGAACAGUGGGAGCCGUUGGUGAAAGAAAUCAGGCGAGUAUUGGCGAAUGGAGGUAUUUUCGAAGUGCGUAUUUCUUGAGUUAUCUGCACGCAUCCUAACCUCUCGCAUGCAGGUCAUUGAUGAGCCGUCGGAGAGUUUCCCAAGUAUUCAUCCCAGUGACCCAAACGCGGUUCAAUCAAGUGCCCGGGCGGGAGACAGCGAAGACAGAUAUCAACGACGCCAAGAGGAACGUCAUCAUCUUCAGCGCGCAUUUAUAACAAUGCUGGGAGAUGCACAUCUCAACGAGGGUCCGUGGAUAGUGCCACCGCUUUUGAAGCGUUAUUUUCAUGUCAUUAAGCACCAAAAGUAUGAGAUAUCGCUCAGAAGUGCAGGUACUUUGGGUGGUUGGGAACAGCAGACAAGCAGCAUUGGAAUAUCCGCGAAACCCGCGAAUAGGGAAGCAAGUUUAAUUCGCGGUCAACAGACUGUGUCCCGUUCCGAUGCAUGGGGAAUGAUGGAUCACUUGACAUACGGGUCAUGCGAUAGUGUCCUGACGAUACCACUUGAUGACCUGUGCAACUAUGCCACCUACGCCUCAGAUAGACUUCUUGCUGCUUCGCCUUUUAUUUGCAAAUUCCUCGAUGGGGUGCCCAACAAAGAUCGAUUCAAGUUCGACCCUGAAUCGGGGCCAUCAGCCAACCAAACCAGUAUGUUUUCCGGUUAUGACGAGGAGAGACUAAAGCGUAUAGGUCUUAACGACUCAUUCCUCUCGUGGUUCGACGAGGGUGGAAACGAGGUAAUAGAGGCUGGUAACCUGCCUAGAAAUGAGGGGAAGAGGAUAUCAGAAUUGCGCUUGGUGGUGCGCAAAAUAUUGGUGUGGAUCGCGACUCGUUAAAGGAACGUAGCACCCGAGAUUAUAACCGUUGUUGUGUGAUAUGUGUAAUUGCAUGUGUCAAGACAUGCACUUGGUAUUGGACUCACUCCAUCGAGUGAAUCUAGUCUUGAUGCUGAAUAGUAUGCGGAGACCCCAUAAUUGAACAGUUCCCACAGGGGAGAAAGGCUAAGAAGAAUGAACAAUAUGUAAG